UCGCUCUCGUGUCCGCAGCGAAAGGGAAAAUGUCGGCGCGCUGUCGGUGCGCCCGUCGGUUGUGCCACUGUCAGUGAUUCCUCGCUCCCGACGCGGUGUGCAGCGCGCGAUAUCACGGUCGUAACAUCGAGCAUCCCGACAUAGGCGACCUUAACCGUCAAAAUUUGGCCCGCGAAGUGUGCUGAUACGCCCCGGUCGGUCCGUGUCUCGAUUGAGUCGACCUGCGCGCGCGAGAGAAACGGAACGGAAGAGAUCGAGGGAACAAGGGAGAACGAAAGAGAAAGAAAGUGAGAGAUCGCGGUACAAGUGGAAGCGAGAGAGAGAGAGAGAGGGAGAGACAGCGAGCGAGUAGGUGCAAAACUACACCGCCGUAUAGGGGACGCAGUGCGAGGGUAGAGCCAGACAGUGAGAAGGAGGAAGAGGAGAGAGAAGGCACACCGAGAGAGUAGUGACAUGGCGUCGUUAGCGAUGUCAAUAGCAAAGAAUGAGUUUAUUGUGGGUGGCAAGUACAGGCUGAUGAGGAAAAUCGGCUCGGGCUCGUUCGGCGACAUUUACCUCGGCAUCAACAUCUCCAAUGGCGAGGAAGUUGCAGUAAAGUUAGAGAACAUGAGAGCUCGACAUCCUCAGCUUUUAUAUGAGUCAAAGCUGUAUAAAAUAUUACAUGGUGGUAUAGGAAUACCGCAUAUACGCUGGUAUGGCCAAGAACGUGAAUAUAAUGUUCUUGUUAUGGAUCUUCUUGGACCUUCUUUGGAAGAUCUUUUCACAUUUUGUUCAAGAAGGUUUACAAUUAAAACAGUCUUAAUGUUAGCAGAUCAGAUGAUCGGCAGGAUUGAAUAUGUUCACUGCAAACAUUUCAUUCACAGAGACAUAAAACCAGAUAAUUUUUUAAUGGGUAUUGGGCGGCAUUGUAAUAAGCUAUUCCUAAUUGAUUUUGGAUUGGCUAAGAAAUAUAGAGAUAGUCGUACAAGACUGCAUAUAAUAUACCGUGAAGAUAAAAAUUUAACUGGCACUGCAAGGUAUGCUUCUAUCAAUGCUCACCUUGGAAUUGAACAGAGCCGUCGUGAUGACAUGGAAUCACUUGGUUACGUCCUCAUGUACUUUAAUCGAGGAUCAUUGCCCUGGCAAGGUCUCAAGGCAGCAACAAAGAAGCAGAAGUAUGAAAAAAUUAGUGAGAAGAAAAUGUCUACGCCAGUGGAAGUUUUAUGCAAGGGAUUUCCCGCCGAGUUCGCAAUGUAUUUGAAUUAUACGCGAGGUUUACGCUUCGAAGAGAGCCCAGAUUAUAUGUAUUUACGUCAACUUUUCCGCAUACUUUUCCGUACAUUGAACCAUCAAUACGAUUAUACAUUCGAUUGGACGAUGUUGAAACAAAAAGUAGGGAACAGUACUCUCAGCGGUGGAGUAGCAACAGCUGGACCAGGUCCCUCUCAAGGUGCUCAAGGUGCUCAAGGGCAAGGACAAAGCCAAGGUCAGGCACCUACUCAGGCCAACGCUCAAUCAGGAGCACGCUAAGACUAUAACUCCAGAUCGUAGCAACAACCUUGAUUGCGAUCACUGAAGUGUUUUAUACGAGAGGUACCGAACUUCUUACAAAUUAUUCAUUCGAAGAAUCGUAUCAGUCAGGGGUCUAAUUUCGCAGAGAGAAAGGGGAAGAAAGAAAAAUAGUAAGAGCGAAAAAAUGAGACGGAGAGAAAGAGAAAACGAGAGAGCAUAUAGUUAUGUGAUUACAAAUAUAACAUUCUUAUAAUGCGACAUGGGAAGACGUGUAUCACGUAAUUGCAGUGUUAUACACGAGAUAUUUUGUGUAAUAUUGAUAUUCUCUCUUAGAGUUUCGGUUGAUUGAAUUCUGGAUUUGGAAUGCGAGAGAGAUUAGCUAGCCAGAAAGUGGCAUGUUCUUUAUUUUGUUACUAUAUAUUUAAUUUACCGUUAUUCAUUGAAAGGGAAAAAUAAAGAUUUUGAUGUCCUGAAAAGAUCUUUGUAAACGAAUGCACGCGGUUGACCUCUGAUACAAAUAGAUCGAGUCGAAAGUUUGCUAUAUAAUUUUCAUGGAGAGAAAGAGAGGACAUUUUCAGACCAUUCUUGUGGUAAUCCUGUAAAAUUUUAUAUCUAUACUCUACAAACGGAAACGCACGCGAUACGUGCGCGAGAAAAUACGUGAGUGUCUUGUGAAAAAGAGAGAGAGAGAGAGAGAGAGAGAGAGAGAAAGAGAGAGAGAGAGAGAGAGAGAGAGAGAGAGAGAGUAUGAGCACUAUCGUAAAGCGAACUGACAUUUUGCUUCCUAAAUUUUGUUUUGUCUUCAGUGUAUAGUGUGAGCAUACUAGCGUACGUGGAGUGUUGAGAAAAUGUUAAUAUUUUUCUUAUCAGGGUGAUAUGUCGAUAGCAUCAAAGAUACUCUACGUAUCUUUGACGCGUUCGAAUUGAAUAACUUUUUUUUACAUGUAUAAACGAUGAUGUCUCCCCGAUAUAUAUAAUAUUGACAAGUAACGUUUAAAGAUACCGUAAUGUUAAGGCAACCAUCUAAUUUUUAAGUAUCUACUACUAUCGUACUGUAUCGAGUAACGGAGCGAGUAACUCCAUGGAGAAACGAACAAAUGCUUAACGAUUCUAUCAUAAGGAUAUCCCUCGAUUUACUCUCUUUCUGUCUGUGAAUAAGUUUACUCGAUUUUAGAAAUAAAAUUGUAUCUCUAAAGGAAAAAAAAAAGAGAGAAUUUUGAUUGAUUGGUGCGAACUAGUUACAGGCUUACUUUCGCCAAGAGAGACGUGAAUGAAGAAAGAGAGACAGAAAGAAAGAGAUAGCUCGUUCAAAAAGUACUCCUGUAACUCGGUCUAGCUGAACAAUUCUUCCGUAUAUAGUUUUAAUAGCUGAGACUGUGUAGCUGUUUCACACGUGCUGUUGCUUCAACAUUGAAUUUGAUAUUUUAUGUACGCGUACGAUUUCAUAUUUCAUGAUCAAGUGUUCUUUUUGUACACGUACAUACCUACAUACACAUGCAACACACAACACUGAAAAAAAAAGUCAUUUCGACAGUCUGAAUAUACUUAUUGAUAUCGACGAUUUUAGGGAACACGUUUCUCUCUCUAUCUCGCGUUUAAGAUUUAGUUAUAUUAUUCAUCCUACCUACUAAACUUCACGUCCAUAUUCUGCGAGCAUUAGUUCCAAAAAGAAGAAGAAGUUAUAAUUACACAUCUUUAACAAGUAAUAUUAGUGCGUAAUGUGGAAGGUACUACCAGUCGUCCGGUCAGCCUUAAUACGAAUUGCGAUGUAUGAUUGCGAAAAUAAACUCGACUCCGGAAAUCUCAAAGCUUGUAUACUAUGAGGAAACGGGUCACA
Harpegnathos saltator (Jerdon's jumping ant) is the source of this 3328-nucleotide messenger RNA. Its product is annotated as casein kinase I. Gene Ontology annotation, biological process: protein phosphorylation. The record is from RefSeq and is a predicted model, not a curated record. Gene Ontology annotation, molecular function: protein kinase activity; ATP binding. The coding region runs from base 454 to 1509 and encodes 351 amino acids. The transcript is spliced from 6 exons. Lineage: Eukaryota; Metazoa; Arthropoda; Insecta; Hymenoptera; Formicidae.